AUGGUCCCGCUCAUGCUCGUCGACGCCGUGCCCGCCAUGGCCAUGCUCUCCGUCUCCUCGCACUCGUCGCCCCCGCCCUCGCCGUCGUUCCCGAUCCCGACCAAACCGACCACCUGGAUCCCGGCGCCCCUCGACGACAGAGAAUACGAACUCACCAUGCGCCAAGAACCGAAGCAGGCCCGCAUGUGCGGCGUCGGUGUCACCGCCGAUCGACGACCCAUCGACCCGCCCCCGAUCGUGCAACUGCGCGUCAUCGACCGCGCGACCCGCCGACCCCACUCGCCACCGUACCUUCCGCCUAGCGUCCACGAGCGCCAACAGCAACAACAGCAACAGCAAGCCGCGUCCUCGUCCUCGUCCGGCGCGGGGCCGUCGCACGACCCGGACCCCGACACGGGCCGGGAAUCGCUCACAUACGCCCACAGCUUCCUCCAGAACCCAUACUACUUCAUGUUCGCCAGCCUCGCCAAGCCCGACGACGACACCGAACUGCACUGGCUCAAGGACGGCAAGACCUGCGUCACCACCGGCUCCGUCGUCUCUUCUCUCUACCACCUUAAAGACACCGAGAACGGGAACCAGGACGCCGGCUUCUUCGUUUUCCCCGACCUCUCCGUCCGGACCGAGGGCUCGUACCGGCUCAAGCUCUCGUUAUUCGAGGUCGUCGGAUCCAACGUCCACCACUGCAAGUCCAUAUUCUCGGCGCCGUUCUACGUGUACACGGCCAAAAAGUUUCCGGGAAUGGAAGAAUCCACCACGCUCUCGUGCUCCCUCGCCGACCAAGGUAUCAAAAUCCGGAUCCGGAAGGAUAUCCGUAUCCGCAAGCGCCCGGGCCAAGGCACCGGCACCGACCAGCAGAUGCAGAUGCAGCCGCCGCUCCCGUUGCCCAUCCCCGCCGGCGGUACGGCGCCGCAGCCUCUGCCCGCACCCGUGCCCGCGGAAGAGCUCGAGGGCGACGUCGACGAUGCCCGGAGAGGCCGCCGGGUCCAGAGCGGGUCUAGCAGGCGCAAGCGCGACGCGAAGCGGACGAGGCUCGACGAUCCCGACAGCGACGAACCGUCUUCGCCUAUCCAGGCGCCGCGAUCGCCUACUACGUCGCCCCAGCACGGUGGCGGUAGUGCCGGACCGCCUGCGCCGCUUACGCCGCCGGGCGGGGGCAACACGGUGACUCAGACGUCGCCGACCGCGGAAGGAGCCAGCGGGAGCAGCAACUCGGCAACCAGUCGUCCGCCGUAUCCGUACCCGCCCGCCCCGGGCCCGUACCCCGGCGCACCGCCCAUGCACGCUCAGAACCCGCUCGUGCACCACUACCCCGGGCCGCCGCCUACCGUCGGCGUCGCGCUCACGUCUGCGCCAGGCCCGUACGCCGCCGCACCCUCGCCGUACCCGCCCCCGCCGCCGGGUGGGUGGGGCGCGCCGCCGAGCGUACCCGGGUACCCGUAUUGGUACCAGUACCCGCACGCGCCGCCGCCGCCGCCGAUGACGCAUCGCGGCUCGGAGCCGUACCCGCCGCACCCGCCGCACCACUACGCGGGGUACCCGUACCCGCCCCCGCCGCAGCCCUACCCGCCGUACUACGAGCAACACCCGGCGUACGGGCACGGACCGCCGCCCGGCCAGGGCGGGGGACAUUCCGGCCAAGGAUACGAGCCUGGUCCUGGUCCCGGCCAGCAGCCGUCCCAGCAGCAGCCGCAACCGCAGACGUCGACGUCGACCUCCCCGCCGUCGUCGUCGUCGUCGUCGUCGCAGGCCCAGCAGUCGUACGGGCAGCAGAUCCCGCCGCCGUUUCCGUACGCCGCGCCGGGCAACGGCGGGAACGGGCACCCGUACCCGGCGUAUUCGCAGAGCCCGCCGAUACACCCGUCGUACCAGCAUUACGGGCCGUACCCGCCGCCGCCGUACGCGCAGCCUUUGCCGCCGCCGCAUCCGCCGACGGAGGGAGGGCAGUGGACCGCGCCGCCGCCGCCGCCCCAUGGUCAGCAGCAGCAGCAGUCUAAUCCGACGUCGGAGCAGGGGCAGUCGCAAGGACAGGGGCCAGGGCAGCAGGCGCCGAUGCACCACGGCUAUGGAUCGUGGGGGAGCGCGCACGGGCCGGGCACGAACGCGCAGGGCGUCGGCUCGGGUGCGGGCGCGGGGAACGCGCGGGGAGGGAUGCCCGGUGGCGCGGCGUCGGAGUACGACGGGGCGCGGAUCCAGCUCGCGCCGCUCCGGACGACGAUGAGCGUCGACCCGGCGAUCGGCAUGCGCGAGGGCGAGUCGAGCGGUCCGCCGACGCCGUUUUCGACGCCGCCGCCGGUGGCGGGGUCGGCGCCGCCUCCUCCGGCGUUGUCGCGGGAAAGCAGGAUGGAGGGGGGGAGGAGGCGGAGUCGGUCGAGGGAGGAGGAGAAGGGGAGGGGGCAGGGGCAGGGGCAGGGGAGGGGGUAUGAGGAAGGACAGAGGAGGAGGGCGAGUCCGGGUGCGGAGGGGCGCGGGGGGAGGGCGAUGUCGAUCAGGAGCAUCAUCUCGGAUCAGCCGCCGCGGUAG
Molecule: messenger RNA, 2523 nt
Organism: Punctularia strigosozonata HHB-11173 SS5
Lineage: Eukaryota; Fungi; Basidiomycota; Agaricomycetes; Corticiales; Punctulariaceae
Exons: 6
Coding region: 1-2523 (840 amino acids)
Source: RefSeq, a predicted model, not a curated record